Acytostelium subglobosum LB1 is the source of this 897-nucleotide messenger RNA. RefSeq lists its product as hypothetical. Gene Ontology annotation, biological process: signal transduction; regulation of G2/M transition of mitotic cell cycle; G1/S transition of mitotic cell cycle. Gene Ontology annotation, molecular function: cyclin-dependent protein serine/threonine kinase activity; ATP binding; cyclin binding. The transcript has 4 exons. NCBI's taxonomy places the organism in Eukaryota, Evosea, Eumycetozoa, Acytosteliales, Acytosteliaceae. Gene Ontology annotation, cellular component: cyclin-dependent protein kinase holoenzyme complex; nucleus; cytoplasm. Bases 1 to 897 code for a protein of 298 amino acids. The record is from RefSeq and is a predicted model, not a curated record.
AUGGAUCAUUCUGAUGGAGGACUUUCUCGAUUCCAGAAGCUAGAGAAGCUUGGUGAGGGUACAUAUGGAAAGGUGUACAAGGCAAAGGAGAAGUCAACUGGUAGGAUUGUGGCUCUCAAGAAGAUUCGUCUGGAGGACGACGGUGUACCAAGCACUGCCCUGCGUGAGAUCUCUCUUCUCAAGGAGUUGCCACACAGCAACAUCGUCACUUUGAUCGAUGUUCUUCAUUGUACACAUAGACUAUACCUUGUCUUUGAGUUCCUCGAUCAGGACUUGAAGAAGUACAUGGACUCAGUGUCUGUGAUCAAUCCACAGUUGAUCAAAUCAUACAUGUACCAGUUGCUCAGAGGAUUGGCUCACUCUCAUAGCCAGAGAAUAUUGCAUCGUGAUCUCAAGCCACAAAACUUGUUGAUUGAUCGUUUGGGAGCGAUCAAGAUUGCCGACUUUGGUCUGGCUCGUGCCAUCAGCAUUCCAGUUCGUGUGUACACUCACGAGAUCGUCACUCUUUGGUAUCGCGCACCAGAGGUGCUCCUGGGCUCCAAGACCUACUCGGUCCCAGUGGACAUGUGGUCGGUCGGUUGCAUCUUUGGAGAGAUGUUGAACAAGAAGCCACUGUUUUCCGGUGACUGUGAGAUCGAUCAGAUCUACCGUAUCUUCCGUGUACUUGGCACUCCCAACGAGUCCAUUUGGCCUGGUGUCACCGAGUUGCCAGACUUCCACGUGAACACCUUCCCCAUCUGGACUGGACAGCCACUCGCCAAGUUUGUCCCCAAUGCAGAGCCACAUGCUAUUGACCUCUUGAACAAAAUGCUCCAGUACGAGCCAUCAAGAAGAAUCUCUGCAAAGGCAGCUCUCAACCAUCCAUACUUCAGCGAUCUUGAUGCAAGCGCAUUCUAA